AGCCAUUGUAGAACCAACGGCCACUUUAAUCUAGCUUCCGGUUCCAACACCUGCUUACAUAUUUUCCGUUCUCUCUCUCUCUUCCGUCGAACCCUCCAACGUCUCGAAAACUACCACUUAUGGCAGCUCCGGUAGCUGAAGAAGACAGCUUAGCAGUAGAAAAUUCCAAUCCCCCUCUUGCAAAAAACUACUUGGGAAGCCCCAAUUCUGCAGAAGACUACAAUAUUUUCUCUCAGUUAACGAAAACCUUUAAUACUCAGCAUAAUGAUCCAGAUGCGCCUUCAUUGUCUAAACGGAGAAAGUCGAAGCCGACUAGAUUUGAGGUCUCUCCAACUGAAGUACAGACAGAACGUCCGCCUCCGAAGAUUAACAUCCCAGUAAGCAAGACUUCAACUCCAUCUUUGAGUUUGAAGAAAGUAAAGUCUUCUUCUACCAAAAGCUCCAAAUCUCCAACUCCAACUUCACCUGCAAUGAUUCUUGCAACUGAGUUUCAAUCAAGCCUUGGAACCGAGUUUCCUAGCUGUGUAAAGCUGAUGGGUAGAUCACAAGUCACCCAAGGUUUCUGGAUGGGCCUUCCAACACCAUUUUGUAGGUCAUUUAUGCCAAAAGAAGAAACUACAUUUGUACUUGAAGAUGAAAAUGGGGAGAAAUGUGAAGUCAAAUAUAUCGCAUACAAAAAUGGGAUUAGUGCAGGGUGGAAAAGUUUUGUGGUUGCACAUGACUUGACUGAAGGAGAUGUUUUGGUCUUUCAUUUAAUCGAUGCUUUCAAGUUUAAGGUGUACAUAAUAAAAGCAAGUGAAUCGAAUGAAGUUGAUGGUGCUCUUAGCCUUUUGAAUUUGGAGGCCCAAAAUGAUGAAAACCCUCCAGUUACUCCAUCACCUAAACCAAAGAAACGCAAGCACCCGAAGACGCUUUCUUUAACCAUGGUAAAAGAGAAGCAUAAAAAGUCAACCCCUUUAUUAGUCAAAGCUAUUGAGAUUUUAGAACAUUCCGGAACCAACAAAGAAGAUAUUGGGUCAGAAGUUCCAGAACCUUCCACCACACCCUUCCAAGACCUCAAAUCCUUUGAACACUUUCGCAUCAAAAUCAACGGUCAAUGCAUCAACUCUGAGCUUUCGGAAGAAGUCAAACUAGGUUACUAUAAAUUAUGCAUUCACAAAAAACAAUUCCUCCACGAUGGUGUUCACAAAAAUCUAUAUCACAAACUCGUAGCAGGCAUGAUUGGUGAAACUGUAAAUAUUGCAAAAGAGAUCAAGAACUGCAAGCUCAUGAUAAGUAAGGAGGAACUCGAAGCUUGGGAUAAUACCUUGAAGUCUUUUGAGAUUUUGGGGAUGAAAGUUGGGUUUUUGAGGGAUAAAAUACGUACACUUGUGAGACUUGUUUUUGAGUCGGAAUUUGGGGUGGAUUUAAAAAGAUAUGUGGAGGCGAAAAAGAAUGAGAAAUUAGUUGAAGAUGAGAUUAUAAAAGUUAAAGCGAAGCUUUUGGAGUUAAAGAUAAAGGCCAAGGGGCUUUUAGGGUGUUUGAAAGAUAAGGUCGAGAAAUAUAUGAUUGAGUUUCAGGAUGAGGUUGAUGUGCCGUGGUAGGAAUUUAACAAUGUUAACUAGGGGUGUUCAAUAAACCACAUGAACCGUCCGCACUGGAUAACGCGGUUUAAUACUUUCGUGGUGUGGUUUACGGUUCGUUUAUAAUGUGAAUGGAUAUCUAUUGUACGGACAUGUGUGGACAGUGUUAUUCUAUGAGAAUGACUAAGAGAUAAAGUUGUUUAGUAAUGUGAAUACGUUCAAGAUCACACAACUAUCGUCAUUAUCAUGUAUUCUCACUAAUUUUUAUUCAUUUUUGUUCUCAAACAUCAUUUUUUACUCA
Lactuca sativa (garden lettuce) is the source of this 1863-nucleotide messenger RNA. Its product is annotated as B3 domain-containing protein Os01g0234100. The record is from RefSeq and is a predicted model, not a curated record. Lineage: Eukaryota; Viridiplantae; Streptophyta; Magnoliopsida; Asterales; Asteraceae. Gene Ontology annotation, molecular function: DNA binding.